This is a messenger RNA of Striga hermonthica, 1095 nucleotides long. NCBI's taxonomy places the organism in Eukaryota, Viridiplantae, Streptophyta, Magnoliopsida, Lamiales, Orobanchaceae. The record is from the annotation of a GenBank genome assembly.
AUGUGUACUAAAGUUCCAUCUGAUGUGAAAGAAGAAAUGAUUAAGUUACUGUCCAAGAAGAUCGAUAACAAGCAAAGGGAGAAUAGGGAGAAAGAAGAUGAUAGAGUUGAAGUUGAUUUGAGCCAUUCUGAAGGAGAGGAACACAUUGAUGUUGAUGGAAAUUCAGUUGUUGUGUUGAAGAAGGUGACAAGCAAAGGUGCUUCUUCAGGGGGUCCUAUGGACAAGUACUGUAAAAUGACACCAAAAAAAGUAGUGGCUGCAAGGAAGGGCAAAUCUGGUGUUGCUGAAAAGGUCCAGUCCAAGAUAUCAACUGAAAAAAGGAAAGAGAAAAGAGACAGAGCAUUUUAUAGUGCAUAUGGUGUUUGUUUUCUUGAUUCAGUGGAUUGCUCAGCUGUGAAGAAGGAUGGCAGAGUUUUAGACCUAAUGAGGAAGUUUCUUUCUAGAGAUUUGGUAAGGUGUGGUGUUACAAGGUUUGCAACAGCUUAUCACAACUUGAAGAGCUUACUAGAAAACAAGAAAGAAUUGCAGAGGCUUUUUAGGGAUGAUGAGCUCAGUGAACUCGGUUACCUAAAAAGUGCCAAAGGGAAGAAAGCAAACAAUGUAGUCAAAUUUAAAACUUUCUGGAAAGGAGUUGAGACUGUUGUUCAUUACUUUGAGCCAUUAGCUAUUGUGUUGAGGAGAAUUGAUAGUGAUGUUCCAGCCAUGGGGUUCUGGUAUGGUUAUCUAGUAGAAGCUAAGAAUGAGAUCUCUAGGAGGUUUAACAAUGACAGGAGCAAGUUUGAGGAUGUUUUUUACAUCAUUGACAAAAGGUGGGACAAAGAUGAAGAUAACGAGAUCACUGGCAUUGAGCCAACAGAAGAAGAUUUAGAGCAGGAAGAAAAAACUAGAGCAUUAUCACAAGGAGUUGUAGUUGCACCUCAAAGAGUAGAAAGAAAUAAGAAAACCUUAAAGAGCAAGAACAGAAAGGGGCUAAUCCCUACAUUUGAGCAUGAGGAGUCAUCUCCAUCUUCUGAUGGAGAAGAUGAUAAUGAUAUUGAUAUGCUAUCUAGUUCUGGUUCUGAGGAUGUAGUUGUUAAACCAUACAGUCCUUACUAG